Lotus japonicus is the source of this 708-nucleotide messenger RNA. Its product is annotated as UDP-glycosyltransferase 73C1-like. NCBI's taxonomy places the organism in Eukaryota, Viridiplantae, Streptophyta, Magnoliopsida, Fabales, Fabaceae. The record is from RefSeq and is a predicted model, not a curated record. The transcript has a single exon. The coding region runs from base 1 to 708 and encodes 235 amino acids.
AUGGGUUCAAUUACAUCACCAUGCAACCUUCACUUCAUAUUCAUCCCUUUCAUGGCACCUGGUCACAUUCUUCCGAUGGUUGAUAUGGCCAAGUUGUUAUCCCAGCGUGAUGUGAAAGUCACCAAAGUCACCACACCCCUCAAUGCCACCAAAAUCAAAGCUAGCAUUGAUAGAGAGAUUCAAUCAGGCUCACCAAUCCAACUUCUACCAGUGAAAUUCCCAAAUGUUGAAGCUGGAAUACCAGAAGGAUGUGAGAGCCUUGAAACUCUGCCUUCAAUGGAUCUCAGGGAGAAUUUCUUCACAGCUUUGAGUCUAUGGCAGAAACCACUUGAAGGACUUCUUGAAAAGUUGAACCCCUUUCCAAGCUGCAUUGUAUCUGACAUGAACAUUGCAUGUGUUGCUGAUAUCUCCACCAAAUUCAAAGUCCCAAGAAUAAUCUUUGAUGGGACUAGUUGCUUCAAUCUCCUAUGCAAUCACAAUUUGCACACUUCAAAGGUCUGUGAAACUGUAUCUGAUUCAAAUCAAUUUAUAGUUAUCCCUGGAUUGCCACACAGAAUUGAAAUGAAGAAAUCUCAAUUACCUGUGAUUUUCACCCCUGGCCCAAACCAAAAGCUGAAUGCUGUACGCGAGAGAAUCAGGGAAUCUGAGGCACAAGCAUAUGGGAUAGUGGUGAAUAGUUUUAAAGAGUUGGAGGAAGCGUUCAAGUGA